Molecule: messenger RNA, 588 nt
Organism: Daldinia loculata
Lineage: Eukaryota; Fungi; Ascomycota; Sordariomycetes; Xylariales; Hypoxylaceae
Exons: 1
Coding region: 1-588 (195 amino acids)
Source: RefSeq, a predicted model, not a curated record
AUGUCAACCUCGGAGAAUUUCGAUAGGGAUAUCGAGAUGGAAUUGAUUUCAGACUAUUUACGGUCGACUGGCGGUGGACAAUCAAUUAACGACGACGGACAAUCGGCCUACGAUGCGUCUUCCACACAGCAAUUGAAUCUUCCUUCGUUCGUGACACCGUUGGAGAUAGAACAAUUCCCUGGCAUGGAUGCUCUGUAUCCCCCAACGCCGCGUAAGUUCUCCAUGCCUGCUAUGCCAGCGCCCAACAAUCCUUCUAAUCUACCGCAGGACCCAUCAGCCUCGGAUAGUCUUCUGCAAGAUGAAGACGAGCAAGAGGUGGGUCCUAAAACGCGCAAAGUAAGAAGGAAUAUUCGGAAGGCCAACGGCGACGAGGCGUGUACUCUGGAGGAGUUUUGGUAUGAGGAAGGCAAGGAGUGGAAGGUCAGUCCGAAGAAGGGUGAGCGCACGGCAAACGGCACAAGAAAAAGAACAACGAAAGGCAUGGAGGGUUUACAAUCAGGACCAGAAUGCUACGCUUGCGGCAACAAGCUACAGUACAAGAACAUUAUGAAUAAUCGUCCUUGCGACGUAUGCGGCUGUUUCAAUUAG